This is a messenger RNA of Linnemannia hyalina, 6846 nucleotides long. NCBI's taxonomy places the organism in Eukaryota, Fungi, Mortierellomycota, Mortierellomycetes, Mortierellales, Mortierellaceae. The record is from the annotation of a GenBank genome assembly.
AUGGCAACAGCAGCAGGCAAAAAGACAGCCUCGGCAGACAAGCCACGAGGACUCCUUGCAGGAGCGUUUAGCAAGAGUAAACGGAAGGACCGUCUUGGCAACAGCACCGGCAACAGCACCGGCAACAGCAUCGACAACAAGAGCAUUGAACAGGAGAGCAGCAGCAAGUCGAAAAGUAGAGAACAACCUGCCUUACUGCUGCCUCGCUUGCCGUCACUCGAAGACUUUGACUUCUCCCUCCCUUUUCUCACUGACGACUCCUCUUCAGUGGCCAGCAGCACGCCCGCAACAAUAGCAUCGACCACCCUGACUUCCUCGACGCCCGCAUCGCCCGCCUCCUAUUCUCACUCGACCUCUCGUCCCUUGCUCGCUGGCACCUCCUAUUCCUCCUUUUCUCCCUCCAACAGUCAGUACCUCACCUCCCAGUCUCCCAGGGUCCAGGACUACUUUGGACCUUCCCCAACCUCUACCAUUCGCCAACGGUCAAUUGGUCACCCUCCCGCCAGUGGUAGCAGUACUUACAGCAACAACAGCAACCACAGUAGUGCCAGUAACUCCCGCCCAACAACAACAACCGCUAUGCACUCCAAGGCCAUGACCGACACCACCAUCAGCGGUACGGGCACAAUCGGGGGCCCUCUGGAUCUCUCCCGCCUCGAGGUUACCAGCAACGACUCCUAUAUCCACUUUAACGACGAUCUUUCUCCCAAACGGUCGUCAUUCAAAGGUCUGGACCAUCGCCGCACCAGCGAUAUCCACAUCACCAGCACCAGCACACGCAGCAGUGUUGAUCAGGAACGAGGAAGGCCGCAACAACAACAGCAGCAGCAAACACGGGAUGACCUCUUGAAUCCAACACGUUUUGUUAUACAUCAACCUUCUCUCCCUGGAUUCUCCAAGGCCUCCAGAGCAACCUCGCCUUCACCCUCCCUGACUUCGUCCGUGCUGUCAGACGAGAGUAGUGUCCAUUCGUCCCUUCAACACCACGCUCAAUCAAUACAGCAGCUCCAACAACAACAACAACAGCAGCAGCAGCAGCGGUCAGGCCCCUCGUCUAAGGCCUCGAUGGAAUCAUCUCAUCAACAGCAACAACCAAAACAACAACAACAACCGCAACCGCAACAGCGACAACAAGAUAAGCGACCUUCUUCGACCGCAUCUGCCCCCGAAACUGCAACACGGCCCUCCUCUAUCACGUUACCUACCAUUGCACGAGCGCAAGAGGCACCUGCGUCGCUCACUCUCGCAGCCACCUCCACUCUCAACGGUAACGCUAGGGCAGCACAGACAGGAAGGUCGAUUGGUAGAGGGGGUCCGUCGUCGUCCAGCCCACCUGUUGCCGGGUCUGCUCAUCUGAGACCAGCACAGCCCAAGCAGGUCCUGGAUACCUUGCAGGAAUCGCAAAGCCCGAACCUCCGCACUCGUCUAUCGCGGUUGUUUCGACAGAACCCUAAAUCGGAACGGUCGUCCAGCCUUGAGCCUCGCCAUCGUGUCCAGCAAAAGCAGCUUAACCAGGAGAUUGCCCGGACUAUGCCUCGGCUUAAGCAGCAACAACAACAGGAGCAGCAGUCGCCGUUGCAAGAACCCCAACCCCAACAACGACAACAACUACCACCUCAACAACGGUUACAGCAGCAACCAUCAUCCAUACCAGUGCCAGUUCGACAAGUGCCUGCUUCUCAAUCGGCACCCGCACCGGCACUGGUAGCAGCACCAACACCGGCACCAGCACCUCUGCCGUCAUCAAUCAGUACUCCAUCGCCACAGUCGAGUCCAGUGUCGACACUAAAGAGUGAUCCUCUUAUUAUACACUGGAGCUUCUCUGCAAUCCCUGUUCCAACAUCUUUUGCCCCUGGUAUCCUCCCUUCGUCUCUCUCUCCCCCUGCAUCGCCUCUCACAUCCGAGGCGGCCAAAGCCCGACAGCGCAGAGUGUCAUCCGUCUCCAGCAGCCACAGCAUUCGACAAGUCGGCGCAUACGGAGGCGGUAGCAGAGGUCCCAUGAUGUCACCAUCCAGGAAAGCCAACCCAUACUACUCUGGCGUCAUCGCCCGCUUCUCUAACGGCGGCAGACAUUCGCCUCAUGACCGUGAUCAUUCGUCGUCGCCAUCGAAGCGGAGGAGUGUUGUUGCAGUUGGUGGCGAGCGUGCCAGAGUAGGAGCCGAUCCCACAUCAAGCCGUGACAAGUUGACGAUGGCGGAAGUCACAGGUCAGAACCCACCAAAACCAGUAGUAUCAGCCAAAUCUCGUCCACUAUCGACCGCAUCAACUGUCAGCAGCAUCGUGUCCGAAGCCAAGGAGAGGGAACCAUUGCCACUAUUACCGUCUCACCAGGAAUCGACCGAGGAGUCCAAUAACGAAUUCAUGAGGACUUUCCACUCCUCCUUCGUUUCAAGCCCCAUCCAGGCACCGCUCAUGUUUACGCCGACCUACGAAGAGGAGUACGAUAUUGAGAAGGACAGCAUCAGGAACAGCAUCCAAGGCUCACCCUUUUUUGCAAAAGCUACGCUUCCCUACACUAGAACCGUACCUAUCGCACAUGGCCCCCCUACCUACAACUCCCGCUCUGCCUCACCCCCAUCUGGACGUACAGUCCCCAUCCCUCCGGAGAUCAACACUCAGCUUGCUGUUACAAGCGCGCAAACGAUGGAAUCGGCGAAUGAACCCCAGUCUACAGGAGAUUAUGCGUCCAGCAGCAUGAGCGACGACCUGGACGUGGACUCACCCGACUCGCAAUUCUCCUCACAUGCUGGGUAUGGUGAGCAUGGAGGCGGAAUCAUCACGACUGAAGAAGGCUGGGAUGAUGCCGAGUCACAGCAGGACAAUCUGGGACCAAAUGCGCCACCGAUUGUGAUGGUCCACCGGUCAUCGAUGGAGCACUCCAUCCUUCCCGAGCAGCCCCCCUUUGCCCAAAACACCCGCCCGCUUUCGUCAGCAUCGUCAGUCAUGUCGUCCAACUCGACCAAGAUGGUCCCUCCUGGUCCAGCCCACCUUACCUCGGUCGCCCAGUGGUCAGAGUCCAGCUACGAUCCAUGUGCCCCUAUUCGGUGGGAUGAACUGUUCGAGAUGGAUCCCAACAGCAAGGGACCGCUCUGGCUGAGUGGCCGCGAGUUGGGCCAGAUCCCACACGAGUUCUUUGACGGACUGAGGAAUUUGAGGGAGCUUUACCUGGAUCACAACGACAUCAAAGUGGUGCCUGACUCCCUCCUGAAACUCACCAAACUGGAUGUCCUUGAUCUCAGCUGCAACUCGAUCAGUAGCUUCCACUCUGCGUUCAAGAUGAAGAAGCUGAAGAACCUCCGACGACUCAACUUGGACCACAACAUGCUGACGGACAUCUCGCCCAUCUACAAGCUCAAGUCACUUCGGGAACUGCGAAUGAACCACAACUUUGUCCCGUUCCUGGCGAUCGCGAUCCAGAACAUGACCAAGCUCAAGAUCCUCGCCAUGGAGUCCAACUCACUCUCGACCCUGCCAGAGACGAUGGGCAAGCUGGGGAACCUCUGUGAGUUGCGACUCUCGGAUAAUAACCUUCGAGCCCUGCCAGAGUCAAUUGGAUCGAUCCGCACCCUUCAAGUUUUGGCCCUGCGUUCGAACCUGCUGGAGAGGCUGCCAGAAUCAUGGAAGGACAUGGAGAACUUGUCGACAUUGGAUUUGGCUAGUAAUAAGUUGACCAGCUUGCCCGCGGAUAUCGUUCGACUUCCCAAGCUGACGCACCUGGAUCUCCACGACAACCAAAUCCGCGCCUUGCCCGACAAGAUUGGUCAACUCAGCAACUUGGUCGUCCUUCAACUCUGCAACAACCAACUCCGGGAGCUUCCUCGCGAUAUUGGGCGUCUCAAGGAUUUGCAUGAUCUUGUGCUCUCCUUCAACCAACUGCGGAAGCUACCAGACGAAAUUGGAAAGCUGAACAAGCUGCAGGAGCUCAAGUUCGACAACAACCCUCUGCGAUCGUUGCCCAAGACGAUCCAGCGUUUGACCAAUGUGCGACGCGUUCACUUGCAAGGGUGCGAACUCCACGACCUGCCAAUUGAAUUGGGCGUUGCUUUCAAGGAGCUCGUUCACCUGGACCUGUCAGGAAACCGAUUCGAGGUCAUGCCAGCCCUGGACCAGAUGACGCGCCUGGAGGAACUGUACAUUUCCAACAACUUGCUGCGAGAGAUCGGGACGUCGUCGUUGAACCUCCAAACUUCCAACAACAGCAACAACAGUUACAACACUGGAACUAUCUCGGGACCAAUGGGCGGCGGUAUCGGACUGGCCAACAGCGCGCAGCUUGGUGCAGGAAACGGAUCUCUCUCAAGCCAUACCGUCAGCGCUAGUUCCAGCCAAGGAGGAACUAUUUUGGUCAACUCAUCGACUAGUCAAGGGUCGACCGGAGGUGUCACGGGAACUCUCAACAUGGGAGGCGGAGUGACUUCCAGCAAGUUGUCGGAGCUGAAACGACUUCGUGUGUUUGAGGCCAGCAACAACCAGAUCCGUGUGUUGUCGCCCAAGAUCAAUAUGCUUCCUCGCUUGGAGGUGUUGGAUCUGAGCGACAACUUGUUGACCUGGUUGCCCAAGGAGAUUGGCGAUUUGGCGGAUCUCAAGAUCUUGAUUCUCGAGGGCAACCCCAUUAAGUCUCUGCCGUCUUCGCUUUCAAAGCUCAUGGGCAGUCUCGAGGUCUUUAGGAUCGGCGAGUGGCCCGAGAAUGGCUUUGAGAUCACCAGAGAGCAGGCGCAGAUGAACAUGAAGAUCAAUGUGUUGCAGACAUUCAUGCCGCAGCAGAUCGAGAGGACUUUGUUGAUGAGGAUGCACGACUCAAUCCUCAAGCGUGUUCAGGAACUCGACAGCCAACGGUACAGAGAUGAGCACGACUUGGACAAAGUGACAGGAUCUGGCCUCCACUCUCGCGCAUUGACGACCGCCUCUCAGCGCGUCCCUGGAACUUCCUUCGCGCUGGCAACCAACCUUGUGAGUGCGAUGCAGCAGGCCCGUGCUGGAAGUUUGCCACUGGAGGCGGGAGUACGGGGUCGUCUUGGAAUCACCCAGGGCCUUGCGAUUGCGACCCAGAAUAUGAUGGCCCACCGCGACUUUUCGCUGCCAACUCCUUCAUUCGGAAACGAGAGCCAGGCGACAUCCACCACUGGUUCAGGAUAUUACUCGACUUCCUCUGCAAUGUUGAGCAUGAACAGCGAGGGCAUCAACCCCAACUAUGGCGACUACUCGGCUUCGACUGUCAGGACUAUCCCAACCCUUCAGUUCACCAAUAUUCGUGGCCAAGUAGGACCCGUCACAUCGUUGCCACUGACUUCCAGCCCGUUGACUGCCUCUGUUCCUUCUGGUCCUCUGUCAGCCUUCCCUCUGCUCAACAGUCUUCGCACACGCAAGAGCCAACAAAGUCUUUCGGCCAAGAACUCGGGCGCUGAAGGAGCUCGUCCCAAGAGCAUGUAUGCCUAUGGCGGUCAGUCGGAUGCGGGUCAGGAUGAGGUCACGUCCCCUCAAGCCUCAUCCAGUCUCAGCAACCGAAUGAGCCGCGUGUUCGAUUUUGGCAACAGUAGCAACAGCCACGGUAACAACGGAAAUGGCAAGCUGAAGAGCACAGGUGACGCUCCUAGGAUCUCGACUCUGGAGUCUUCAACAUUGCAGUUGAGCACGGAUGCGAUGAUGGCCCUCGGUUUAGGCUCGCAACCUGGCACUGCCGGAGGCGUGAUUACUCGUGGCCAUGGCUUUGAUCGAUUGGGACUCAGACCGGACCAUGGAUCAAGGCUGGGUGACGGAUCUCUGAUUGAUAUCAAGAACUCGAUGGCGAUCAAGAGCUCGCCUUCGUUGACAUCGACGCCGAUGCCUUUGUUCUCUGUUCGUCCCACUUCCCCUACCCCCGGUAGCUCUGCCGCGAGGCAGGAGAAGGCUCGCACAUCCAAGACUUCGUCUGCACGACCCGUCUCGCCUCUGCCUUCUCACAUCUCGGACUCUUCUAUCAAAUCGCCUACCAGCUCUGGCGGAAGCAGCGGAUUUGGCACGGAAAAGACUACAACAGCGCUGCCUUGGUUGCGCCUCAAGUCCUCGGGCAUGCCUCAGAGUCACUCGCAGGACAGCGGAUACCAGCAACCCAGUGGCGACUUCCCUCCACCUUCGGCAUCGAUCGCCUCGACGGUAACAUCCAUGUCGACAACCUCGUUGCCGGUGCAGCUUACCGUCAAUGGAUUGCCCAUCUCUGCGCCGGCUCCACCACCCAUCUUGCUGAACUAUACUCUGGAGACAUCGAGCCUGGACAUCCCCUCGCACAUGUACUAUAGUGCCAACGGCGAUGAUGUUGAUGGCGAUAUGCCUGCCGGUGAUCACGACGAGGAUGAUGAGCUGUCUCGUUUGGGUGAUGGUAUGGGUAUUGAUGGCGAGACCGAGGACGAUAACAUGUCGACGACGACUGGUGGGUAUACCGAAGGAACUCGUCCACGGAUCAGGACCAAGGCACCCAUAAUUGAAUCUCAGGCCAGGUCUCAACAGGAAGCCUACCAACAGCAACAGCAGCAGCAGCAGCAACAAUACCAGGCGACCGCUACGGAUCCAGUUUUGAAGAUUGCGGUGCUGAAGGGCAUCUACGAUCAGAUCCUGCAGAACAUGGACCAAAUGGUGGAGCAGAAUGUGCAAGAGUCGCCGGCCAAGAAGAAUAACAACAACAAGUUCAAGCUGCUGAACACACUCAAGUUCUUGAAGGCCGAUCGCAAUGGCAAUGGAAGCAGCAGUAACAACAGCAGUACGAACAACCAUCACCAGCACUCUAUGCAGGCCCAACACCACCAUCACCACCAGGGAUCUUUGUCGAGCUCCCUUGUUGGCCACCACCCCAUAACGACCACCCUUCAAUAA